Arabidopsis lyrata subsp. lyrata is the source of this 1407-nucleotide messenger RNA. RefSeq names its product transcription factor TT2. Lineage: Eukaryota; Viridiplantae; Streptophyta; Magnoliopsida; Brassicales; Brassicaceae. The record is from RefSeq and is a predicted model, not a curated record. The transcript is spliced from 3 exons. Bases 493 to 1278 code for a protein of 261 amino acids.
GUCCUAAACCCAAUUACUAUUAUUAGGUCAUCUUGUUUCGUUGUAUAUUUAAGAGUGAUAAAAUAUCAGCCUUCUAUUAGCAUGAGUAUAAUGACACUAUAACCGUUUACCAUAUUGAAAUGGAAUAAUUUACUUAAUGUAAUACAUUUGUCUCUUAGUAAAAAAAAAGAAAAGAAAAAUGUAAUACAUUUGUAUUUGCUUGAAAUACUUUUGACUUCUCUCAACACAAUUCACACCUGGUUUAUAAAAAGUCUUUUCUUGAUGUUAAAAUUCGGUAGAAUUAAUCUCACCAAAGCUAAUUAUUACCAGGUGAAAAAAGCAUUACAAUUUCAAAGUGUGUAUGACAGAGGUUUUAGAAAGCGACUGAUGUACGGACAUAGCAACAACUCCCCUAUAAAGAUACUCAGCUAAACACAAAAACAGAAUCUAUUCUCAACACAACACUAAAGACAAUUGUACCAACCACACAACCAUAAGAGAGAGAAAAAGAGAAUGGGAAAGAGAGCAACUACAAGUGUGAAGAGAGAAGAGUUAAACAGAGGAGCUUGGACUGAUCAUGAAGACAAGAUCCUAAGAGAUUACAUCACGACUCACGGCGAAGGCAAAUGGAGCAAUCUCCCGAACCAAGCUGGUCUCAAGAGGUGUGGCAAAAGCUGUAGACUUCGGUGGAAGAACUACUUAAGACCGGGGAUAAAGCGCGGUAACAUCUCAUCUGAUGAAGAAGAACUCAUAAUCCGUCUCCAUAAUCUUCUUGGGAACAGAUGGUCGUUGAUAGCUGGGAGGCUUCCAGGCCGAACAGACAAUGAAAUAAAGAAUCAUUGGAACUCAAACCUCCGCAAAAGACUUCCCAAAACUCAAACCAAGCAAUCAAAACGUAUAAAACAUUCGACAAACAACGAGAAUAAUGUAUGUGUUAUACGUACAAAGGCGAUUAGGUGCUCAAAGGCUCUUCUCUUCUCGGAUCUCGCUCUUCAGAAGCAGAGUAGUACUAGUAGUAUCAGUCCACUACCUCUGAAAGAACAAGAGAAGGAUCAAGGUGGGUCUUCGUUGAUGGGAGAUCUCGACUUCGAUUUCGAUAGGAUCCACUCUGAGUUUCACUUCCCGGAUUUGAUGGAUUUUGAUGGUUUGGACUGUGGAAACGUUACAUCUCUUGUUUCAUCUAACGAGAUUUUGGGAGAUUUGGUUCCUGCUCAAGGUAAUCUCGAUCUCAAUAGACCUUUCACUUCUUGUCAUCAUCGCGGCGACGAUGAAGAUUGGCUCCGAGACUUCACUUGUUGAGCCUAUCGCAAAAAUCUACGUUACUACUACAUAUUUCUCUAUACGGACAAAACAAAAGUAUACGUGUAUUUGUCUGUACGCUUCUAAUUUCUUAACUUACUAAAGAGACCAAGAAAAACAAAUAUUAAU